AUGGUUGUAAGCGACAUGUUGGCCGGUGGCGGUGAUAACGGAACCUUGGGAAAUAUCAAUGCUCCUGCUGUUGACCCUGAAACCGGAUCCCACAUCGCCGCUGUCCUUCUUUACGGAGACCCCCGUCACAUGCCCAACCAGACGUACAACGUCGGUGAUGUGACCGCUACUGGCGCCGACAGACUCCACGACUACUGCGACGACAAGGAUGGCGUUUGCGAUGCUGCCGGAACUAACCUCUCCGCUCAUCUGGCGUAUGCUACCAUCUGGGACAAGGUCGCUGCUACUUGGGUUGAGAGCAUGAUGCAGAAAUAA
This is a messenger RNA of Aspergillus neoniger CBS 115656, 315 nucleotides long. RefSeq names its product alpha/beta-hydrolase. Gene Ontology annotation, molecular function: hydrolase activity. The transcript has 3 exons. The record is from RefSeq and is a predicted model, not a curated record. Lineage: Eukaryota; Fungi; Ascomycota; Eurotiomycetes; Eurotiales; Aspergillaceae. The coding region runs from base 1 to 315 and encodes 104 amino acids.